Daldinia decipiens is the source of this 1731-nucleotide messenger RNA. RefSeq lists its product as uncharacterized. Lineage: Eukaryota; Fungi; Ascomycota; Sordariomycetes; Xylariales; Hypoxylaceae. Bases 192 to 1565 code for a protein of 457 amino acids. The record is from RefSeq and is a predicted model, not a curated record. The transcript has 4 exons. Gene Ontology annotation, biological process: transmembrane transport; metal ion transport. Gene Ontology annotation, cellular component: membrane. Gene Ontology annotation, molecular function: metal ion transmembrane transporter activity.
AGCGAGAGAUACGGAUCAAGUGGUUUACCGGUAUUGUAAAAGGUACAUGUUAGAGCCUAAGGUAUUCAUGGUUGACCAGCUGUGGCUCUGGGUUAUUGGAAAAGAUCUUAUCAUUACGUGCUUCCCCCAACGCUGGGAUCAGCCGAAGCAAGAUCCUUUAAAUGUUUUGGAUGGGAUUAUAGAAGAGACUAAUGCUAAGACCCGACCGCCAGUUGGAUCUGUGUGUAUGUUAUCAUGUCGUUCUCUUGUAUUUCUUAUACAAUCAACAUGAUUUAGCAAUGCUUAUAACCAGUCGUUGUUCCGGAACAUUUGACCGGCACCGGCUUGACGAUCAGGACUUUCAAUUUUUGGACAUGUUUGAGAACUCUAUCGGUGUCGUCACGGAUCGAGAAAGCCAGCUGUUCAGUCGCUUUAAUCGGGCCUCGGCACAAUCGGCGCGGUGGCUUCAAUAUCAUCGACGGCAACAUAGCAUUGGGCGGCCGGCUCGUCUGUCUUCGUUCGGAACGCCGGAUCCGUACGAAGAGAACGGUGCAGACCAGUUCCCGGACGCGCUGCUCGAUAUCGGCAUCGAGACGUCGCUGUUGGCCGAAAUCAAGGACAUCCGCGACGAGCUAAGCAUCAUCACCGUGCUCCUGGACUCGCAGGUAGCCGCACUCGCCGACUUCGAGGACCAGGUAACGGAGGAGUUGCGCUCCGAUGGUCCUAACCGCCGCGCCACCGACAACGCCGUCGCUGAGAUCCGCAAGCGCAGCCGGGAACAGCUGCGGGGCCUCGAGGUAAGGCAAAAGGAUAUCUGGCGCAUGGACCAGCAGGCCGCUUCGCUCUACGAUAACCUUACAGACCUGCUCGACCUCAAGCAGAAGCACUCGAACGCGCUCGAGGCCAGGUUUGCGGGUGAUCAGGCGGUCAUCGCGGCGAAGCAGGGGCAGACUAUCAUGGUAUUUACGAUCGUUACCAUCAUCUUCCUGCCCAUGAGUUUCAUCGCCACAUUCUUCGCCAUCAACCUCCAGGAAUGGCAGGAAGACACCCUGCUGACAAUCCCGUACGUGAGCAAGUACUUGUUUGGGAUUGGCCUAGGCGUCAGUGUGCCGCUAAUCGCCAUGGCGUUCACGGUCACGGAUAUCUCGGACGCAGCGAAGGAUAUCUUUAGCGCGGGAAAGAAAUGGCUAGGAGGGAGAAAGAAGCGGCUCCCUAUAGGAGAGGAGAAACGCGACGAGCACGUGGACCCGGAACACGAGAUAUAUGUCCCGCCGACAAGUUCGGUAUCGCUAUCGCACCGCGAGCGUGCUGGACUGGGUAAGGAAGUACAGACGGAUGGACUAUCUGCAAGGACGAGGCCGAGGCAUAGUCGCGAGCGUAGCGAUGACUACGGAUACUACGCUGCGGCAAGAUUGUCGCCCGUAUCGGGACGGCGCGGAUCCGCCGCUCCGCGAAAGGUUAGCUUCGGCGACGCGAACGGAAACGGUCAUGCGACGGGGGGUCCGUGGACACGGCCUAGUCUUGAUCGUAGCCGUGGGAGGAGGCCGAGCGAGGACUUGGAGAAGGGGCGGUACGCGUAUGGAUGAGUGAUGAGACGCGAUGUGAAAAUUGAAUAUGAACACGAAUAUGCCGCUUAUACAGUGCGGUUACGAAUCGAAUCAGCGGUAAGAUGGGUGAAGUUUGGAAAGUUAUGAUACCUUAUACCCCAGUAGAAUUCCGGGUCGUGGAUGAAAUUUCAGAAGAUGAUGAUCA